Molecule: messenger RNA, 2511 nt
Organism: Delphinapterus leucas (beluga whale)
Lineage: Eukaryota; Metazoa; Chordata; Mammalia; Artiodactyla; Monodontidae
Source: RefSeq, a predicted model, not a curated record
AAGUCUUAGAAUGAAGUGCUUUUGAAGGAUGAAAAUCAUUACAAAUGUGAAUUGUAAGCAAUAUAAGGGCAGAGGUGAUGUAUAUUAUUCUUUAUUUUAUUGGCCAUGAUAGCUAAGGAGUAGCUUCUGACAUGCCAUAUUUCAAUGAUUAUUUUAUGAUCUACUUUGAAGCAGACUAUUUUUAAAACUGAAGUAUAAUAGAAUUAUUGUGCUUUGUUAAAAAUAUCAUGUAUAUUAAAUAAAUAGGCAUUUACAAAUGAUCCAUGAAAAUAUCCAAAAAGUCGAAAUAGAUUUAAAGUGAACCAAAAAGUGGCUAAACCAAAAAGAACCUCAGGAUCUUUCUUGUACUUACAUAAUCAGUCACAUGAUGUCGCUGUACACUCAAAAGGUGAAAAGGGAAAACUUUUUCUCCACGCCCAGAUUUCAACCAUCCACAGAAUAAUCGACUCCAUACUGACAGGAAUGCUGGGUAAAUUUUACUAAAUAUAUACUUACAGAAGGGGAGACUGGUCAUAAAUGUUGGCAGGCGAGCUACCUCUUAAAACUGACAGUCUCACCUCAGAGAUCUCUUUGUCUGCAAUGGAGUUUUCCUGGCGAGGAGUCUUCGAAGCUCGGCGUCUGCUGCUCUCGCUUCUGCUCCUCGCAGCCUGGGAGACGGGGAGCGGCCAGGUCCAUUAUUCGGUCUCUGAGGAAGCCAAACACGGCACCUUCGUGGGCCGCAUCGCCCAGGACCUGGGGCUGGAGCUGACGGAGAUGGUGCCGCGCCUGUUCCGGGUGGCGUCCAAAGGCCGCGGGGACCUUCUGGAGGUAAAUCUGCAGAAUGGCAUUUUGUUUGUGAAUUCUCGGAUCGACCGGGAGGAGCUGUGCGGGCGGAGCGCGGAGUGCAGCAUCCACCUGGAGGUGAUCGUGGACCGGCCGCUGCAGGUGUUCCACGUGGAGGUGGAGGUGAAGGACAUUAAUGAUAACCCGCCGGUGUUCAGAGGAGAACAAAAGGUACUUAUUUCUGAAUCUGCUCCUCUGGACUCUCGUUUUCCUCUAGAGGGCGCUUCCGAUGCGGAUAUCGGCCUAAACUCUCUUGUGACCUAUAGGUUAAGUCUAAAUGAGUAUUUUACUCUUAAAGUAAUAACGAAAACCGAUAAAAGUAUAUUGCCUGAACUCAUUCUUCGGAAGUCACUGGAUAGAGAAGAAAUGCCAGAACUUAAUAUAUUGCUGACCGCUCUGGAUGGCGGCAAACCCGAGCUGACCGGCACAGUUCAGCUGCUGAUUACAAUCCUGGAUGUGAAUGAUAACGCCCCAGAAUUUGACCGCUUAAUUUAUAAAGUGAGAAUGUUAGAGAAUGCAGUUAAUGGAACAUUAGUGAUCAAAUUAAAUGCCACAGACCCUGAUGAUGGUACGAAUGCAGACAUAAUCUACUCAUUUAGAAGACCUGUAUCGCCUACAAUAUUAUAUGCGUUUUCCAUAAAUCCCAGCAGCGGAGAAAUUCGGACAAAAGGUAAAUUGGAUUUCGAAGAAAAGAAAUUGUAUGAAAUAUCCGUGGAAGCAAUUGACAAGGGGAAUAUUCCAAUGGCGGGUCAUUGUACCAUUUUGGUGGAAAUAGUAGAUAUCAAUGAUAACGCCCCAGAAGUUACCGUCACUUCUUUGGCUCUUCCGGUGCGAGAGGACGCUCAGGUGGGCACUGUCAUCGCCUUGAUCAGCGUGUCCGACCGCGACUCCGGCGCCAACGGGCAGGUGACCUGCUCCCUGAUGCCCCACAGCCCUUUCAAGCUGGUGUCCACCUUCAAGAAUUACUAUUCACUACUGCUUGACAGCGCCUUGGACCGCGAGAGCGUGGCGAACUAUGAGGUGGUAGUGACAGUGCGGGACGCGGGCUCGCCUUCCCUGUCGGCCACAGCCAGCGUGUCCGUGGAGGUGGCCGACGUGAACGACAACGCGCCCGCGUUCGCGCAGCCCGAGUACACGGUGUUGGUGAAGGAGAACAACCUUCCCGGCUGCCACAUCUUCACGGUGUCCGCUCGGGACGCGGACGCGCAGGAGAACGCGCUGGUGUCCUACUCGCUGGUGGAGCGGCGGGUGGGCGAGCGAGCGCUGUCGAGCUACGUGUCGGUGCACCCUCGAAGGUGUCGUGGUUCACGGUCACGGUUCCGCCUAUCAGCGCCUCCGCCCUGCGGUUCCUGUCGGAGUUCCGCCCUCUCCGCGGGCAAUGUAGGGAGUCAGUGGGUCCGAGCACCCGGGGCCCGACGCUCCGCUUUCAAUCAGUCGCGGAGAAACGCCAGCCGACCUCAGCCCCAGUACAACCUCAACCUUAAGGGAGAGGUUGUAGACAUUAAGACCGCGGCGGUCUCAGGGCGUUGUCCUAGGAAACGCCGUUUAAGGGAAGUCGUAUUAGUUGUUGGGAGCGUCUUCCUUGCCCCCCGCGCUCGCUGCCAGGGCGCGGGGCGAGAUCCCAGCUGGCUGGGAACGGAGACCGCGCUUCCCCAACGCCGGCGGUUUACCUCGUCUCUGCACCCCUAG